AUGCUUGUAUUUGCGUGCAGGGAGGCAGUGUUGUCUGCCUGUGAGCAGGCCUGUGGGCUGAUUGACAUGAGUGCCCAUGCAGUGGGCCAUCCAAAAAUGGCCAUUGUGCCCCUCUAUCCUCUGGGAGAGGAGGUGGGACGGGAGGACUAUGCAAAGGAAGCUAGAGCCAUAUCGGUGGCUGCUUGACUGACUGAGUGGGUAAGUGGCACCAGUGCUUUCUUUUUUGGCUGGGCAGUCUCGCCUCAGCAUUGAGGCCUGGUGCAGAGACGCAAGGAGAUGGGCUGGUUCAGGAAGAAUCCAGACACGUGAACCAUCCAACCCGACAUUGGGCUCCUGCCACAGAGACAGUACAACCUCACAGGCGUCGGAGUUAGUCCCUAGAUCAUCAACUGGAACAUCACAAUUGAUACCCAGGACCUGGCUCUUGGGCGCAGCAACGCCAUGGCGAUAGGGGGCCUACCAGGGGUGCAAGUGCUGGCCCUUUCACACAAUGGUUCUAUGGAGAGCAUAAAGGGGAACUCCACUAGCCAGUUGGCGGGUGAGACGUGGCCAACCUACAAUAUUGGUGGGCAGCCGUGCUUCCACACCCCGGCAUCUCUUAUCACAGCCAGGGUGGCAGAGCGCAGGACAGCAGGGAUGGCCACUAAGAGCACGACGCUGGAAGGGUUCACCCAUGAGUGCAGGGGCCUGGCAGAGUGAGCUUUGUCAUUGGACAUUGCUGAGUUCUAG
Salvelinus namaycush (lake trout) is the source of this 729-nucleotide messenger RNA. It is a transcript of the gene ftcdnl1, whose product is annotated as formiminotransferase cyclodeaminase N-terminal like 1. NCBI's taxonomy places the organism in Eukaryota, Metazoa, Chordata, Actinopteri, Salmoniformes, Salmonidae. Gene Ontology annotation, molecular function: folic acid binding; transferase activity. The record is from RefSeq and is a predicted model, not a curated record.